UUCUUCCCCACUCCCCUCUCUCUGCGUGAGAUUGAUUGAUUCAUCCGCCGGAGAUCAGUAACCGCACUGCCGCAGGCGACGAUGCCGCCGUGGAUCUUCAGCCGGAAGGGCGCCUCGGGCUUCUCCUGGGCCUCCACCGCCGACCAGGUCACCCAAGGCCUCUCCGCCGCAGGCCUCACCGCCAUCGUCACCGGUAACGCCCCUCCCCUCCCGCAUGCUUUCCUCUUCCCUUUGCUACCGCCCCUCAUUACGAUUCGGUUCGUUCCAACCUCAGGGGCGUCGAGCGGGAUCGGCGCCGAGACGGCGCGGGUCCUGGCGGCGCGGGGCGCCCACGUCGUCAUGGCCGCCAGGAACCUCGCCGCCGCCGAAUCCGUGCGCCAGGCCGUGCUUGCGGACAACCCCGCGGCAACUCUCGACGUCAUGGAGCUCGACCUUUCCUCCAUGGCCUCCGUGCGCAAGUUCGCCGCCGACUUCAACGCCAAGGGCCUCCCGCUCAACAUCCUCGUGAACAAUGCAGGAGUGAUGGCAACUCCUUUCACCCUCUCAAAGGAUGACAUAGAGAUGCAGUUUGCAACUAACCAUGUCGGGCAUUUUCUCUUGACAAAUCUUCUGCUGGAGACCAUGAAGAAGACCUGUCGUGAAUCAAACGUGGAAGGAAGAAUCGUCAAUGUUUCAUCUGAAGCCCACAGGUUUACAUACAAGGAAGGCAUCCGAUUUGACAAGAUAAAUGAUGAAGCAGAGUAUAGCACCUUUGGAGCAUAUGGGCAGUCAAAGCUUGCGAACAUUUUGCAUGCUAAUGAACUUGCUAGGAGAUUCAAGGAAGAGGGUGUUAACAUCACUGCAAAUUCUCUCCACCCUGGAUGUAUCAUCACGAACCUUUUGCGCUACCACGGUAUCAUAGAUGUUCUCACUCGUACUCUUGGUAAAUUGGUGCUGAAAAAUCCUAAUCAGGGGGCAGCGACCACAUGCUAUGUCGCGCUGUACCCGGGCGCAAAGGGUGAGUCGGGGAAGUAUUUCAGCGACAGCAACGUGUACGAGGCUAGCGAGAAGGCCAGGGACAUGGAGCUGGCGAAGAAGCUCUGGGACUUCAGCGUCGAGCUCACCACCUGAAAACUGAAAAACGUUCAUCGUG
Messenger RNA from Lolium rigidum, 1132 nucleotides. RefSeq names its product short-chain dehydrogenase TIC 32, chloroplastic-like. Bases 82 to 1110 code for a protein of 342 amino acids. NCBI's taxonomy places the organism in Eukaryota, Viridiplantae, Streptophyta, Magnoliopsida, Poales, Poaceae. The record is from RefSeq and is a predicted model, not a curated record. The transcript has 7 exons.